GGGAAAGUGAAUAUGACUGAAUUGCUGGGGAGUGUGAUGAAAACACGGAGACCAUCUCGAGCUGAUAUGGGUCAGGUAAAUGUCCACGAUCUAGAUGGUGUUUUGGCCAACAUGGGGAUUUACCUAACAGAUAACGAAGUUCAGCAAGCUUUGGAAUAUGCAGCUGUAGAUGAGGAUGGUAAAGUCAACCUAAAUGACUUUGUGAAGGGGGUGAAGACAAUACCACUUAUAGCAGGGGCAGAAGGGUACCCAGGAAAGCAGUAA
Molecule: messenger RNA, 264 nt
Organism: Pogona vitticeps (central bearded dragon)
Lineage: Eukaryota; Metazoa; Chordata; Lepidosauria; Squamata; Agamidae
Source: RefSeq, a predicted model, not a curated record